This is a messenger RNA of Oryzias latipes (Japanese medaka), 3309 nucleotides long. RefSeq names its product peroxisomal acyl-coenzyme A oxidase 3. Gene Ontology annotation, biological process: lipid homeostasis; fatty acid beta-oxidation using acyl-CoA oxidase. NCBI's taxonomy places the organism in Eukaryota, Metazoa, Chordata, Actinopteri, Beloniformes, Adrianichthyidae. Gene Ontology annotation, cellular component: peroxisome. Gene Ontology annotation, molecular function: FAD binding; pristanoyl-CoA oxidase activity; fatty acid binding. The record is from RefSeq and is a predicted model, not a curated record.
UGUUAACUUUGAGAAUAAAAGGGACACAGUUUUCCUUCACACUGAAAUCCAAGUGUUGGAAUGUGCAUCACUAUUUUUUCCUGUUCUGUCAAAAUGGAUAACCAUGGCUUGAUCCUUGUAGGUGUCGUCCAGGUGUGUGUCUGAGCUCCUGCAGCCUGAAGAAGAUGAAGCACCAAAUAGCAGACUUCCCCAGCGGGCCGCUGGAUAUUUACAGGAAGAAGGCCUCCUUCGACUGGAAGGAAAUGCUCGGUUUCAUCGAUGGAGAUGAAAUCCUCCAGUUCAAGGAAUACAUCUUCAAGAGUCUGGAGAACGAUCCUCUGUUUGCCCGUCAGCCAGGAGAAGACCUCUCCGUAGAGAAAAUGAGAGAGUUGAACUUCCUCAGGAUGAAGCAAAUUUUUCGCUACAAUUUCCUGACAAAAGAAGAAGAGAUUGAGAACCCCUGGAAGCUGAUAACCCUGGAGGACUGCCUCGGCAUGUACGACUGGUCCUGCCUCGCCAACGUCUUUCUCAACAAAGGAAUGUUUGGAGGAACUAUUGCUAAUUCAGGAACAAGCAGGCACAGAAAAUUUGUUGAAAGCAGCGAAGACAUGACGGUCUUUGGCUGUUUCGCACUGACUGAGCUGAGCCAUGGCAGCAACACCAGAGCCAUGAGGACCACAGCCACAUAUGACCCAUCCACCCAGGAGUUUGUGAUCAACCCUCCAGACUUCGAGGCAGCCAAGUUCUGGGUGGGGAACCUGGGAAAGAACGCCACCCACACUGUGCUGUAUGCCCAGCUCUACACACCGGACCAGGUCUGCCACGGCCUUCACUCCUUUGUCGUGCCGGUCAGAGACCCAAAGACCUUGCUGGCGUUGCCAGGGGUUGUUGUUGGAGACAUGGGCAAGAAACUGGGCCAUAAUGGACUGGAUAACGGGUUUGUAAUGUUCCACAACUUGAGAAUCCCGCGAGAAAACCUGCUGAACAAGACGGGAGACGUUACCCCUGAUGGACGCUACGUCACUCCGUACAAGGACCCCAACAAGCGCUUUGGGGCCUCUCUGGGGGCCCUGUCUGGAGGUCGUGCGUACAUCGGCAGGAUGGGUGUCGUCAAUUUAAAGCUGGCUCUGACCGUGGCGAUCCGCUUCUCAGCCACCAGGAGACAGUUUGGACCCAAAGACACGGAGGAGAUUCCAGUGCUGGAGUACCAGCUACAGCAAUGGCGUCUCAUGCCUUACCUGGCAGCAGCUUACGCUCUGGACUUCUUCACCAAAUCUGUCUUCAUGAACUUUGUAGAGUUCCAGAUGGGACAGAUGAUGAAGGACAAGAGUGACAGACAGGACGAGUUGGGUCGGGAGAUCCACGCCAUCACCAGUUCCUGUAAACCUCUGGGCUCCUGGACGGCUCAGAGGGGGAUCCAGGAGUGCAGGGAGGCCUGCGGAGGACACGGAUACCUCGCCAUGAACCGACUCGGCAGUCUGCGUGACGACAACGACCCAAACUGCACCUAUGAGGGAGACAACAACGUGUUGCUGCAACAGACCAGCAACUACCUGCUUAGCUGUUUCCAGGCCAAACGGCACAACGCCGUUCACUUUCAGUCUCCUCUUCACUCUGUGGACUUUCUGGACGAUUAUCAGAACAUCCUGAAGACCAGAUUCACAGCAGAAACAAUGGAGGAGUGUCUGAACUUAAAAGUGCCUCUGGAUGCCUAUAAGUGGCUGGUUUGUUUCCUGAUGGAGGAGAGUCAGAAGAGGCUGGAGCAGGAGAGAGCUGCAGGCAGAGACGACUUUGAGGCUCGGAACAACAGCCAGGUUUACUUCUGCAGGUCUCUGGCCAUCGCCUUCAUGGAGCACUGCUGUCUGCAGAACUGUCAGCAGCUGAUCUCAGAUCAGGACACGCCGGCUGCUCUCAGAGCCGUUCUCAGCAAGCUCUUCUCCCUGUAUGGACUGUGGAGCCUCAGCAGCCACAUGGCCACACUGUACCAGGGCGGAUAUGUGAAUGGAAGGAGGCCUGCAGAGCUGCUGCAGACAGCAAUCCUGGCUCUCUGCUCCCAGCUGAAGGAUGACGCCGUUGCUCUGGUGGACGUCUUGGCUCCGCCCGACUUCAUCCUCAACUCUCCUAUUGGUAAAGCAGACGGACAGCUCUACAAGAACAUGUGGUCGGCGGUGCUGCAGAACAAUCAGGUGCUGGAGCGCCCCUCCUGGUGGAAAGAGUUCUGCUGGGACAAACCGGUGGUGGGAUCUCUGCGCUCAAACCUGUAGAUCUUCAUCUUCCUCCUUCACUGUCAACCAAAAAUGCUCAUUUCUCUCUUUUGGGUCAGAUUCACUAAAGUCUCUAAUGAGGACAGCAACACUGUACAAGUACACAAAAAGAUGACAUGUUUCAAACACCUUGACUGUAUUUAAUUCUAAUCAAAAAGGGUUUAUUCCAGCCAUAAUUAAAGAUUUAAGAAAAACCUGUGUGUGACAGAAUUCUUCCCAUAUGCUGACUGUCACUGGGUUUGUGGAUUAGAGUCUCAGGAGACUCAAGAACUUUAGGCCACAGCUUUAAACAGCAACAUCAUACAAGGAGGUGAAGACAUGGUCUACUUGGACUUCAUGUCUGCUGUUUCCCUCAGUUCCAGCUAAAGUUCUCCCUUCUGACAGAUGACUCAGCCAGAGGUUUCAACAGACUCACAACAUGCAGAGUCUGUCUGGGCUUCUGUUCCACAGCAUUUCCAACUCCCCACCAGGCGCUGCAAUAAUCUGUUCGAGGCAAGUUGUUCAUCAAAUCGACCUAAACCAUUAGAAAAUAGUUUCAAAAUGAAAUAAAUCCAUCUUCUUGGAAAAUACCAUUUUGAUUGUGAGUCAACACACAUGAUGUCAGCAAACACGGAUCAGUCCAUCAUUCCAGUCCAAUGUGUGGAAACACUUUGAAUUUGUAAAGACAUGAACAUACAGUGUGCUAGAAUGUUCUAUUUGGAUUGGAUUCUUUGGAUGUGGAAAAACAACAGUGGGCUGGACUUUAGAAAACUAAAAUGGGAAUGGAUUUGACAUUCAUUCUUGUUUACUUGUUUGUUUGGACACAUAUUUAAUUUAAAUGUGAUUAUCUUCCAAUAAAUCCAAGGAAUGUGGAAAACUUCACCUGCACUGUUCAGUAUCAGGUAUUUCUCUCUGAGUCACACUGCCUGAAGUUUUGAAUAAAGAUGUUCUGGAUCCAUUUUAGGUCAGUGAAUGGGAUCGAAUUGGAUUGUUCAAAAUGAACCAAUAUCAACAAUGGAGGACCACAAAUGACAUGUAAAAUGAGUCUUUACCCUCCUACUAAAUAAACAUCUUCAGGUUGUCUGAC